CUCCAAGCGCAAAUUAUUAAGGCAUUACCGAAGCAUAGAACAUAUCUCCGGUUUAAGUUUGAUUAAACAUUCAUAUUUUCAUCUGUGAACCACUGACCAAUCUUGAGCCCUUUAAAGUAAAUAGACUUGAAAUAUUCGAUUUUGACUGUACUACUAUGGAAGUAAUCAUCAUCUGGUUGUUAAUUUUCUUGACAUGUUGUAUCAUAUGCUGCUGCUGCGCAUGUUGUUGCUGUUGCAAAAGCCGUCGCAAAGUUAAGACCAAUCAAAAGAGUUCCAAAAAAUCCAAUAAUGACUGUCCCGCUACAUUGUAUACCGUCAAUACAGACGCAGCUACAGUUUAUAUCCCUGUCGUAGUGCCAGUUGAAGAAAAUUAUGGAGGGGAUACAUAUUAUUUUGAUUGCUGUGCUGGCGAUGAUUGCUGCGAUGGCGACGAUUGCUGUGAUGGCGAUGGUUGUGAUGGCUGUGAUGGCGAUGGUUGUGAUGGCUGUGAUGGCGAUGGUUGUGAUGCUUGAUUAGUGAAGACUCAGCAUUUUAUUGAAACAGAAUCAUACUCGAAUUUAAGUAUUUAAAUUUCUUCACUGUCAACAAUGUUGGAAAAACAAAC
This is a messenger RNA of Drosophila willistoni, 604 nucleotides long. RefSeq names its product chorion class high-cysteine HCB protein 13-like. The transcript is spliced from 3 exons. The record is from RefSeq and is a predicted model, not a curated record. The coding region runs from base 156 to 512 and encodes 118 amino acids. NCBI's taxonomy places the organism in Eukaryota, Metazoa, Arthropoda, Insecta, Diptera, Drosophilidae.